UUUCUCUCAUAUCUUUCGUAGGCAUGUUGACAUUUUAAGUGGAGUGCAAUCGGGUCCGAAGAGUUGUUUCUUGUUUUCGCUGGUGUGCCUCCUCCAAAACAUAUUUUCCUCUAAAAUUGUGCAAAACGCCGUCGAGAAAGCGCAAAUGUCGUCGCCACGGAGUCGGUUGAGUUUACGCGACAAAGUCGAGAUUAUCACAAUGUACGACAGCAACGGGUGUACGGAGCAAGAUAUUCGUCGCAAGUACCAAAUUGACCGAGUGCACUUUUACAAGAUAAUCAGUCGAAAGGAAGAGUAUCUGUCGCAAUAUGCAAAAGCUCCCAUUAAAAACUCGGUCAAUGCGGAGGUAAACAACCGCGUCUGGGACUGGUACGUGGAGUCGAAGGCUAAUAAUAUCGCCGUGAAUGGUCCGCUCAUACAGAAUCAAGCCAGGCAGAUCGCCAAGCAGCUUGGCUACGACGGCUUUCGCGCCUCGAACGGCUGGCUCCAGUGUUUCAAAAUGCGUCACAAUAUCCGCUUCACGGGUCCGCCAGCGCACAAGAGGGAUCCGCAGCCACAUUUGCUUGCAUCGUCCAAAGAAAUGUCCGAUCUCAUGCAGACCCCCCACUGGCCGAUAGCGGACUCUCAUCAGCCUGAGACGCGCACCAAUUCCAACUUACCAAAUAUAGGCGAAUGUGAAACAAUAGAAAUCGUGGAAAGCGAUGGCGAGGAGGGUUCGAUGGAGGGCGGCGACGUGGACGAGGACGAAGGCAAUGAUAUUCAGGACGAAAUCAGCUUCGAGGACGAGGUGAUUAGUGAAAAGAAGUACGAUCCGCCUCUGCGGGAGGAGGUGAACAGCGCGCGCGACGAUAUCUGCCGCAACUACCAGGAUGUGCUGGACUGCAUCCACCGACUUCAGUGCUUUUCCGUGUCAACGGGCGACAAUAAACUGCUCGAAAUGAGCACUGAAAUGCGGAACCACGUCGAGCGGACCAUUUAUGGCAUAGGCAAUUCACUUUGAGCAGGGGAACUCACGCAACUUUUAGAGAAAUAACAAAGGCCUUUAGUAUCAAAGCAGCGCCCGUUUGAGACAAAGUCAGGGUAGGCUAGCGACAGCCUACCGUAGUGCCUACACAACACAACUAGUGUUAAUUCUAUAGAAAGUUCCAUUUUGUAAAAAGAACAACGGGUUGUACGUAGCGCACUCUGCGAACAAACUUGCAGGACGCGCCCGUUUUACUUGGGGAGCGGGCGAUGCUUUGAUACUAAACCGCCGACUUUCAGAGCAACAAAUGGAAGUUGUCCGUGCGCGAACAUACGACCCAAGAGACGACAAUAUUUCUCGUCUCCUUAUUCAUAACAUAUAAAGUACAAGUCUGAUUUAAAAAGAGGAAAAUACUAAAAAAUGAUGCCAACUAGUCGUAAAAUAAAUUUUUGUAUAUUAUAAUGCCAUA
Messenger RNA from Hermetia illucens (black soldier fly), 1433 nucleotides. RefSeq lists its product as uncharacterized. Gene Ontology annotation, molecular function: DNA binding. Bases 146 to 1000 code for a protein of 284 amino acids. The transcript has 2 exons. NCBI's taxonomy places the organism in Eukaryota, Metazoa, Arthropoda, Insecta, Diptera, Stratiomyidae. Gene Ontology annotation, cellular component: nucleus. The record is from RefSeq and is a predicted model, not a curated record.